This is a messenger RNA of Rhizophagus irregularis DAOM 181602=DAOM 197198, 564 nucleotides long. The record is from RefSeq and is a predicted model, not a curated record. Lineage: Eukaryota; Fungi; Glomeromycota; Glomeromycetes; Glomerales; Glomeraceae.
AUGACCUACUUAUACCAAUUCACGGUUCCACAACUUAUCUGUGAAAUGUACAAAAUUGAAGAAUUCUACGAUAUGAAACUUUGGAAAGUUAAUAUCGAUGGUGAUAUCGAAAAAAUUUCUACUGAUGAUUACAUUGUCAAACUUGGCGGAGAAGAAAUGAAACCUAAUGAACUGUUUGGAGUAUAUUUUCAAGAUGAACUUGGUCGUCGCGAUUUUAAGGCGAAUAAGAUCUACAUCGUCACCAUCGACUACACCAUCGCUCGCUAUCCAAACAAAAAGCUGAAGCUUGAAGAAGAUAAGAGAAUAUUGGUUCGUUAUGAUCAUUGUGAUACAGUCUUCUUUGAGCGAGAAGAAUUGGAAGAAAAUAAUAUCCAAAAGGAAACGAAAACCUUGGAACCCACUAUUUCUAUUGAUGAUCUAUAUAAUAUGGGUACAUUAGAGGUUAUUGUAGAGAAAGAAAAUGAUGACGAGAGCUCAUCAAGUGGAAAAGAUAGUAAUAAAGUUGAAAUAGCAUUCCAAACUAAAUACCAAGCACUGUUCUGGAAACCUUUUGCUCUCGGCUAA